Aspergillus bombycis is the source of this 1215-nucleotide messenger RNA. RefSeq names its product putative HAD superfamily hydrolase. The transcript is spliced from 3 exons. Lineage: Eukaryota; Fungi; Ascomycota; Eurotiomycetes; Eurotiales; Aspergillaceae. Gene Ontology annotation, biological process: glycerophospholipid biosynthetic process. Gene Ontology annotation, cellular component: mitochondrion. The record is from RefSeq and is a predicted model, not a curated record. Bases 1 to 1215 code for a protein of 404 amino acids.
AUGCGGCCCCAAGGGCUUUGCCGGUCCUUCGGUCUGCUCCACCGCGCAGCCACUCGUUCCUUCGUAGAGACCGGUGCAGGUCGCCAGUUCAUUCAAACGACAACCAGCUCCCCGCCUCGGGUCCCAGACUUUGCCUUUGCCUUCGAUAUCGACGGCGUCCUUCUCAGAUCCUCCAAGCCCAUCCCCGGCGCUGCGGAGUCAUUAGCUCUCCUCAAGGAACAGGGAAUCCCCUUCAUUCUUUUGACAAAUGGCGGUGGGAAACAUGAGACGGAGAGAGUGGCCGAAAUCAGUGAAAAACUCCAGUUGCCGUUGGAUCCCUCGGUAAUCGUCCAGAGCCAUUCCCCUUUCGCGGAGCUCGUACGCGGACCGGACGAGCAGAGUUCUCUCGAAAACAAGUGCGUGCUAGUAGUCGGAGGUGAUGGCGACCGCUGCCGACAAGUUGCAGAGAGGUACGGCUUCAAAAACGUGAUCACACCCGGCGACAUCAUCAUGGCCAAUCCAACCAUUUGGCCUUUCUCGAAUGUGUUCAAGGACUACUAUAAAUCAUUUGCGAGGCCACUGCCGAACCCCCAGGACCCUAAAGACCCGACCAAGGGCCUCAAGGUUGACGCCAUUUUUGUUUACAAUGACCCCCGUGAUUGGGCUCUGGAUGCACAAGUGAUCAUGGAUUUCCUGCUCUCAUCUCAGGGUGUCCUCGGAACUCUCUCGGAGAAGAACGGACGGUCUGACUUGCCAAACCGAGGUUACCAGCAGGAUGGUCAGCCACAUCUCUACUUCUCAAACCCCGAUUUGUGGUGGGCUGCAGCCUAUUAUCUCCCGCGUCUCGGCCAGGGUGGAUUCCGGGAAGCGUUGGAAGGCACCUGGGCUGCAACGACUGGUGGCCCGAGCAAAGGCGUUGAGUUGAAGAAAACGGUUAUCGGAAAACCGUACCAGGGUACUUAUGAGUUUGCAGAGAACCAACUACUGCGGAACCGCUCCCGCGCUUUUGGUGCAGAGGCCAACAUCCCUCUACGAAACGUAUACAUGAUCGGAGACAACCCGGAAUCCGAUAUCCAGGGCGCCAAUACAUACAGGAGUCCUUAUGGCAGUAAUUGGCACUCGCUCCUCGUGCGGACUGGAGUCUAUCGUGGAGGGGAACCAACAUGGACGCCGGAGUCCAUCCACGAUGAUGUCAAAAAGGCUGUCGAAUAUGGCUUGAAGUCCUCUAGGUGGUAG